AUUCAACAUUCGCCAUCACAACACAAUUCUAUAACAAACACCCUCAUACAGGAACAAACAUAUAAAAAGGACAAAAUGGUUCUCCCCGGUCGCCGCUCUCGGCCAAAUCAACGCGUUUCUCCUCCGCCGUCAUCGUCUGAAAAACCAGAUACAUCAUCAGUAUUAGCGCAGGGGAGUACUAAUAUCCCAGGAGCAUCGGAUACAUCCCCGGCUGUACCUGCAGAAACAAUAUACAAACUCCUCGCAUUCACAUUUGCCAUGAUCUGCGGCCCACUCGGGGCCUACUUUUUGAGUAUCAAGACUUUUUUCAGCGGAAACUCGACUCUUGCCGGAGCUCUGGCUGCUCUAACUGCUAAUGUGGUCCUGGUCGCAUAUGUGAUUGUAGCCUGGCAAGAGGAUAAGGAAGAUCAAGCGAAGCAAAAGGAGAAGAAGGGCCAGUAA
Messenger RNA from Talaromyces stipitatus ATCC 10500, 441 nucleotides. RefSeq lists its product as uncharacterized. The transcript is spliced from 3 exons. NCBI's taxonomy places the organism in Eukaryota, Fungi, Ascomycota, Eurotiomycetes, Eurotiales, Trichocomaceae. Bases 76 to 441 code for a protein of 121 amino acids. Gene Ontology annotation, biological process: vacuolar proton-transporting V-type ATPase complex assembly. Gene Ontology annotation, cellular component: endoplasmic reticulum membrane. The record is from RefSeq and is a predicted model, not a curated record.